Molecule: messenger RNA, 2707 nt
Organism: Sycon ciliatum
Lineage: Eukaryota; Metazoa; Porifera; Calcarea; Leucosolenida; Sycettidae
Exons: 5
Coding region: 158-2098 (646 amino acids)
Source: RefSeq, a predicted model, not a curated record
GCGGUUUCAGAAUCAGCACAAUCUAGGUACAGGUAUCCGCGUAGUUUAGCAUUCUGGGCUCUCUGAACAGGAAAGAUUAGAAAGCAAGUCGGUUAUAACGACGGACAAGGAGAAAGGAGUCUCCAUUUAGAGAAUACUGUAGCGUGCUGAGGCCACGAUGAAUUCUCCUCUAUUCUGCGCGCUGCUUUUGAUGCUGCUGUUAUGCCUAGCCAAAGGACAAACGGCAGAGCCACCCUUUCCCGAUCUACCUGCAUCAUUUGUUACCGACGUGGAAGCCAAUAUUCUGAAUCGAGGCUACACCACUCAGAUAAAGUUUGUCUUCGACUCGGCGAGGGAUCGUGCCCGUAUGGACACUUCGCGUAACGGCACUCGAUACGUAAUAGUGGAUGACAUCAAGAAUGGCGUCCAGUACCGAACGAGCUUAUCGAGUCGGACGUGCCAAGCCAGAAACUACACUCUCCGAGACCGACUGGAGACACUCGGAUCUGACGGACAGCCACAUCUGAUCAGCGUGAAUGAUUUCUUCCGAUUCGGCAAAGCCUAUCAUGAGAAGUACGUCGGUGCUGCGACGGUGCGAGGAAUAGUUUGCGACCAGUACAUGGGAAAUUACACGAACACAACGAACGGUGGGUAUGUGAGCUACGUGAUGCAAUGGUACUUCGCACGACAGACCAACUGGACAAUGCCGGGAGUCGAUGGCAUGACGGCAAUUCCAGUCCGCCUGGAUCUGAUUGGCGUGUCGAACUUCACUUUUGGCCGACCCAGCGGCAACACGACAACCAAUGCCAAUGCCUCACAGGGAACACGGCUCCACAACUUCCACCACUUGUACGAGUUCACGAAUUUACUGCCGAAUGAGCAAGCAGCGGAGCAGUUUCUGACGACCAACUUUAACCCACCUGACGGUAUUUUAUGUACUGGCCUUCCUACCACUGAAGACCUGCCCACCUUGCCCAACCAGUUCUCCUUCACGUCGUAUGCCAUAGCAUUCACUGAUAGUCCAACCACAUUUGCGUCUGGGUAUGCUUAUGAUGCGCUGCGAGGGGAAACCUCCGUGUUUUAUGACGUGGAGAUUGUUGGCAAUGGCACCAACCUGACGGGAACGACCUUCGGUGGCCGGCAUCACCUCGUUCAUAAUUUCCGCCAGGGAACGCAGUACAACAUCACCCACCAGGGCUGUACGAUGCAGUCGCUCGCAAGCCUGGCGAACACGCGAGGAGCGUUUGACAUCUCUGUACUCAACGGCCAUGCAACACUCAACUCUGCCAACAAGCUGUUUCAGUUCUCUGCUGCCUACAACUUCUCCUACCAAGGACACCGAGAUGUUUUCGGCUACCCAACUCAACUCUGGUCCACUUUGCGUACUGAUGUCCCACUGGAUCCGUCACUGCCUGCCAACCAGACCACCCUGUGGGAGUACUACUUCAGCCUGCCCUCGUGGAAGAUGAACACCUUCAACGGACUACUUACAAGCACCAGAAUUCCAAUUGAGAUGCGAGGUUUCAGUUUGGACUCCAAGCUACACAGGCCAUACGUUUCGGUGAUAUCAGGCUUCUCUGUUGGACCACCUUUUGGGUUUGCGUUUGACACGACAAGCUGCUUCAAACCAACUGAGCAGUCAACUGUGAUGUUCUCCCUUAACACUCCGUUCAAUGACUCGUACGCAGUGCAGGGUGCAAUCAGGGAUGCUCUCUCCACUACUCUCGGGCUCCAGACGGAUCGCUUCCAUACCUCGACGUUUCCUGGUGCUGAUAACCUGCUCAACGUGGUGGUUACCAUCAAGGGCUUGCCCAGCGUUGGAGACCCAUCCCUGCUGGCCCAACUUCCCACACUGCAAACAGCCCAGAAGAAGCUACGUAAAGCGAUCAAGGGUGGAACGUUCACGGUAUCGCUUCCAAACGCUGCCGGCACUGUGAAGGCCAAGAGCAGUUCGUACACGUCAUCCAGUGAGUCAGCAUCUGCCCAGUAUUCUCCCGGUGAGAUGGCUGGUCUCGGCAUAGGUAUUCUCAUUCUUGGAUGUAUUAUCGGAGGACUCAUCAUGUUCCUUGUGCAGCGGCACAGGAACAGCAGUGUACCGUAUUCUAUCAGCAAGGAUUAGAAAGUUCGUAGCUGCAUUUUGUUUGGCUGUGAGCACCACCAUUUCUUUGUUACUACCUGUCCACAGUGAGCCGCAAAGCAGCAUAGUGGGAUACCCGCACCACUGAGUAAUGGCCACACAGUCCAUGUGCCCCCCUGGGUGCUCUUUCAAAGACUUGUUAACCGGAUUGUGGAUGCUUGAUCCAAUGAGUGAACUAUCAAUCCUGGAUUACACUUUUUUCUUUUAGACUAUUUUCUUCUUUUUUUCCACUGAGAGUAGGGAUGGCAUAAUUAUGGUCCCUUGUUGAAAAGUCACUUUGAAGCGGGAAUAGAUUCUGAAGAUGUAACUGUACUUCACCUAACUUACAAGUAGGGUAUUGAGCACAGUGGAAGAAGAAAUAUUUAUUUACUACCUACGGAGCCGGCUGCAUCAGGGAAAGACUUUUAUGUGAAUGUGAUUCUGCGUCUGUUGCUGCUGGUGGAUUGGUGUUCUUCGCAAUCGCAAUAUUUUGAUCUCAUUUCUUUCGUUUUUCUUGAAAUGGCUGGUUAGUCCCCACGUCACAGAUUUUGCUUGUCUUGGCUAGCGCUCUGUGGCCUUUUAAAUUGUGAGUAUAACCACGUCAUCAUUUGA